Brassica rapa (field mustard) is the source of this 686-nucleotide messenger RNA. RefSeq lists its product as uncharacterized. The record is from RefSeq and is a predicted model, not a curated record. Gene Ontology annotation, cellular component: chloroplast. Lineage: Eukaryota; Viridiplantae; Streptophyta; Magnoliopsida; Brassicales; Brassicaceae.
GUGACCACCAGAAGAUUCGUAUCCUUAAAAAUCCGUCGAUUCAGAACCCUAAGCGGUGGAUCCUCAACAACUAUGGCUGAACAACCACAGCAGCAGCAGCGUAGCUCCGAUUCUUCUCCUCAUCAGCUGAAGUUACCUUCUUUCGUCGUCAACUUGUUCCCCUUUCUCCAACCCAAGUCUCCUGCUUCUGUUAACGGCGCCGAUGGUGCUCCUAAACCCACGGUAGGAGUCUCCAAGGACAAGGAGACUCAGAACUCGACGGUCUCUUUCCCUUACAAUCCUCCCAAGAGCGCAGAGCCACUCAAGGUUGAAGCCGAGCCUAGUUCCGGAAGCACUUCCAACUCCCUCGUCAUUUGGCAGGUAUAUGCACUUGGAGGGUUUCUGGUCCUGAAGUGGGCCUGGGCGAGAUGGAAUGAGAGGAACGCCACAAGUGACAAAAAGGAGGAGGAGGAGGAUGAUGAUGAUCAAGCUCCUCAUCCCGAAGAUGAUUGAUGAUGAAGGCUGCUAGUCAUAUUUGCACGAAGACAAUGAAUCUGCUACCCCAUUUUGGUUCUGUAUAGCAAAAACUCCCUUUCAGAUUUUCUUAUAUUCCCAUUGUAUCUCUACUCAAGACUUUCUUGAGUUCCUUCUACUUCUGUAAUGACACUACACUUCCCCUCUCCCAAUGCAGUUUUUUUUUUCUCUUU